UUCACCUUGACUGCAGGAGCUGCCACAGUGCAGCAGGUACCUGCGCCUGCACCUGUUUCUCUGGCACCUGGCACGCAGCUGCUCCAACCCACCUCUGCCGACCUACGCCUGGCGCGGCACCCCGCAGGCACCCCGCCUCCCCGGGCUCUUGAACUCCUUCUCUAGGGAAGGUCUCGCCUUCUAGCCCCGGGAUUACAGCAGCAAAACCCUGCCUCCUCGGCUCUGGGAGCGCCAUGACGGACGUCGGCUGGUGGAAACUGACCUUCCUCCGGAAAAAGAAGUCCACUCCCAAGGUGCUCUAUGAGACUCCUGAUGGCCUUGUGCAGACGGAGGGAAGCACUGAGCCGCCGCGGCCUGACGCGGACAGCCCCAGCAGUGACUUUAACAACCGCUUGGGGAAGAUGGUGGACAAGAACACAAAGGGCAAACACGUCAAGGUCUCCAACUCGGGUCGUUUCAAGGAGAAGAAGAAGGUGCGUGCCACGCUGGCCGAGAACCCCAACCUUUUUGACGAACGGGAGGACAAAGGCCAAUGACAGGGACAGGCGAGGAUGCUGGCACCUCCCAGCCCCCUGCCAUCAGCAGGUCUGAGGCAGGAGCUUGCCACGCUGGCCUCUGGGGUGGCGGUGGAAGCCUUUGGGGUGGUUGGUGCCUGCUAGCAGGAAAGUGUGCUGUUAGAUUGGUGCUCCUGUACCCGAGCGCGUGCAAGGCCCAGGAGAUCCCAACGUCUCCCCAUCCUCCCCCUGACGAUGACGACAAUGCACAGUAGUAUUCCAGUGCAAGGAGGCGGACCCCCCAACCCGGAAAGGAAGAGUCCACUUUAAACAAGUGGCAGGGCCCAACGUGGCCACAGCCCAGGGACUGGACAGCAGGAGCCAGCCAGACUCCGCCUUUUCCCCGGAGCACAGGGUCAAGGUUGAGUCUGAAUUGCUGUUCCUUCUACCUUUUGUGCCCUGGACCAACCCUGAGCAGAAGCCACGUGAUGGGGGCUGGUUUUCUUGGAGCCAGAGGUGGGAGGCGUUGAACUUGAGCU
Molecule: messenger RNA, 1033 nt
Organism: Ochotona princeps (American pika)
Lineage: Eukaryota; Metazoa; Chordata; Mammalia; Lagomorpha; Ochotonidae
Gene: PRR15L
Product: proline rich 15 like
Exons: 2
Coding region: 234-536 (100 amino acids)
Source: RefSeq, a predicted model, not a curated record